AUGCAUCGACUUUUUGCUGAGCUGGAGCCAUCUGUAACCGUCACUGAGCAAAACCUGGCAGACCGAGUUCGGUAUAUCUUGCGCUCAAAUGCAUUUGAUGUCACCGAACUCGAACGGCUACGACGUGAGGCUGUUCCUUCAUCGAGUGAAAAUGCUGCGGCUGAGGAUGCGGCGCCACAACUUGCUGAGCAAACGGCAAAUGUGGAUGCCGUCGUGAAUACACCAGUUGUGGUUGAUUCAAACGAUGAUGGAACAGUCGCCCAGGGACUGGAACUGGAGCAAAUGAGGAGUACAUUGGAAGAGGCGAUUGUGGAAACGCGCAGUACGCCUCUCGAAAAUCGACCGCGACUUCCCCGCUUAGCCCUAAGCAAGCGGAAUCGGGCUGUCGUGAGGGCUCUGAACCCAAUGCUGGUUACCUAUUUGGAAGCCAGCCGGGACCUUUGCGAGACGGACUCAAUUCUUUUUGGCGCCGCACUGGCAGUCUGCCGUAUUAUAGGCGCCAAACUGUCUACGGUUGGAUGCGCUACGGGACAAAGUAGUGCUAUCCCAGCCUGGAGAAUAAGAAUUGAAGAACGUAUCGCAAAGGCUAGGGCCCUCAUCGGCAGACUGAUAUGCUUCAGGUCAGGCAAUACCAGGCCAAGGAUUGUGCGCACUGUCAGGAUGGCGUUUGCUGGGACAAAUGUUAGUUUGUCCCAGCCGGAUAUAAUGCAAAAACUGACGGAGCGCAUAGACGACCUGAAGCAAAGAAUCGCUGCUUAG
Molecule: messenger RNA, 759 nt
Organism: Parnassius apollo (apollo)
Lineage: Eukaryota; Metazoa; Arthropoda; Insecta; Lepidoptera; Papilionidae
Source: the annotation of a GenBank genome assembly